This is a messenger RNA of Tricharina praecox, 1392 nucleotides long. RefSeq names its product small GTPase superfamily. Gene Ontology annotation, biological process: small GTPase-mediated signal transduction. The transcript is spliced from 7 exons. The coding region runs from base 301 to 909 and encodes 202 amino acids. The record is from RefSeq and is a predicted model, not a curated record. Gene Ontology annotation, molecular function: GTP binding; GTPase activity. Lineage: Eukaryota; Fungi; Ascomycota; Pezizomycetes; Pezizales; Pyronemataceae.
UGCACGUAAGUAGAGUAGGUACAGUAACAGCAACUGUCGUCGGCGUCAAAGGGGUGAAUUGAGAAUAGAGUGAGACUUUUAUGACUUUCGUUGUCGUGUGCUUUCUUCAAUCCGAAGAAGAACACCACUCCCCCUUCCUCCUUCCUCGCCAUUCUCCUUCGCGUCCCCAUCCGUCGUCGUCGUCGCCGCCCGCCCUCCUAGCAGCGCCCCAUCACCGCCCACCAAUCCAUCCAACUAACCAACCAAUCGUCAUCCCUGCACCACGCGUCGACACCGACGCCGACACCGCCGCCGCUCACCAUGCCCCUCUGCGGCUCAAACAAGACCACACAACGGAAGAUAGUUCUGCUCGGUGAUGGAGCGUGCGGCAAGACUUCGCUGCUGAAUGUUUUCACGCGGGGAUAUUUCCCGCAAGUCUACGAGCCGACUGUUUUUGAGAACUACGUUCACGAUGUUUACGUCGACAACACGCACAUCGAACUGUCGUUGUGGGAUACCGCCGGCCAGGAGGAGUUUGAUCGCCUACGGUCACUGAGCUACAGCGAUACGCACACGAUCAUGCUAUGUUUCUCUGUGGACUCUCGCGACUCGCUAGAGAACGUGGAAAGCAAAUGGGUCGGCGAGAUCGCCGACAACUGUCAGGGCGUGAAGCUGGUGCUGGUGGCGCUGAAGUGUGAUCUCCGAGAGGCCGGUGACGAGGCGGUAGGCAGCGCGCGCGAGAUUCCGGGAGGGUUUAUUCAGUACCACGAGGGGCUGCAGGUAGCACAGAAGAUCAAGGCACUGCGAUAUCUCGAGUGCUCGGCGAAGAUGAACCGUGGGGUUAACGAGGCUUUCACGGAGGCCGCCCGCGUCGCCCUGAGUGCUAAUGCGAAGGGCGCGAAGGAGAAGCGCUCGUGCGUCAUCUUGUAGUCCUUCUCCUUCCGCCCUCCUCUCUUCUCACCCUCACACCCCCCUCACACCUCACACCUCCUACGAAACUGUCUCUCCCCUCGACCUCGACCCACAUCUACCAAACCAAUUGUAAUGUCUUGUCUUGUCUUGUCUUGUCUUCUUGCGCUCGUUUUGUGAUUUUCCUGCAGGAGUGGGGAGGGAGUGGUUGGUUAGUUGGUUAGUUGGGGGAAUUUGGCGUGUUUUGUCUCUGUUCUCUCUUCUUUUUUUCGGCAAGAUUUGCGAGCGUUCAUCCGUUUGGCUUUUGGCUUUUGGCUUUGGAUUUUGGAUUUUGGAUUUUGGAUUGAAUUUUUCGGAUGGGAUAGGAUAUCAUUUUGCUUUGAAUACUCAAGUACGAACCGGAUAUGAUUUUUUGGAUAUUGAAAUGUAAAGUACUUUGUGGUAGUAAAGACAUCGGAUGAUGUUGAAAGUUGAAAGUUGAACACCGAAUUGGCGAGCCUGGCG